AUGGAGCUGGACGAGGCGUUCGGCUCGGUGGGGGAGUUCGGCCGGAGCCAGAAGCGCCUCACCGCCUUCCUGGUGCUGCUGCAGGUAUAUGUGGCCUGUCAGUCUAUGCUUAUUGUAUUAGUGGGGGCUGUGCCAGAGUAUCAUAUUGACCAGGGAGAAAUUCCUGAUAGCACAGAGGAGCUUGCCAGACAUGUCCACUUUGCAGAUAACUUCACAUCUAUAGCAACUGAGUGGUACUUAAUCAAACACGAAGCCUAUAAAGUAAACCUGGCAUCAUCCUUGUAUUUUGCUGGAUUGCUUAUCGGAAAUAUAUUUUUUGGACCAUUGUCUGAUAAAUUGGGCAGGAAACCAGUGUACAUGUCAGGUCUGUUCUUUGAUGUCAUUUUUGGAUAUGUCACAGCAUUCGCUCCAAGUUAUGAAAUUUUUGCAAUGUCACGCUUCAUUGUUGGGAUUAUGAAUGGUGGAAUGUCUCUAGUGUCUUUUGUCUUGACACAAGAAUAUGUAGGAAAGUCUUACUGGGCAUUAACAGAUAUUUGUUCUUCAGAAAGGUUUGGCUCGUUAACAAAUUUAACAUUUGCAGUCGGCAUAGCAGUUUAUGCCUUCCUGGGUUACUACAUACGAGAAUGGCGCUUCCUCGCAUUUGUAUCAAAUUCUCCAGGGGUUUUCUUCUUUCUUCUUUCUUUUAUGCUUCCAGAGUCACCAAGAUGGCUGUAUUCCCAGGGGAAUACUGCAGAAGCAGAGGAUGUGCUUCAAUACCUGGCCUGUGGUAAUGGAAAAGAAAGGUUGACUAUAAAAUUGAAACCAUGUGCAGGAACAAUGAAAAAGAAUGACUCCGCAUCCGGUGUCCUAAACCUAGUAAAACACCCAGUCCUUCGGUGGCGAACUAUCAUCUUGAUGUACAUCUGGUAUGUCUGCAGCCUUGUAUACUAUGGCCUAACAUUCAAUGCUGGUGAAUUAGGAGGAAAUCUGUAUCUAAAUGUAGCUCUUUAUGGCCUUAUAGAAGUUCCUGCAUUUCCUCUCUGCAUGUUUUUUAUUGAGAAAUCCUGGUCUGGAAGACGUAAAACUACAACUUAUUUUCUGAUAUUUUCAGGGUUUGCAUGUAUAUUUACCAUGUUUUUACCAGAAAAUUCUGGUUUUUUCUUCAGUCCAACUCUGUUAGCCUUGUGUGGAAAAUUGACUGUCAGUGCUGCCUUCAACAUAGUGUAUAUUUAUACUUCUGAACUCUACCCAACAGUAGUGAGAAAUGCUGGCUUGGGUGUCUGUUCAAUGACUUGCAGAUUUGGUGGUGUUUUGGCUCCGUUUGUGCCAUCCAUGAAAACUCUUAACCCAUCUGUACCAUUCAUGGUGUUUGGAAUCAGUGGAGUAUCAGCCGGAUUCUUGACUCUUCUUCUUCCGGAAACUCUUAAUAAGCCAAUUGCAGAGAGCAUUGAAGACCUUCAGGGUCCUGUAUACCAAAUGCUUAAAAACAAAAAGGUAAACCAAUUAGAAGAAAACACUUAA
Molecule: messenger RNA, 1500 nt
Organism: Emys orbicularis (European pond turtle)
Lineage: Eukaryota; Metazoa; Chordata; Testudines; Emydidae
Product: solute carrier family 22 member 15-like
Exons: 13
Coding region: 1-1500 (499 amino acids)
Biological process (GO): transmembrane transport
Cellular component (GO): membrane
Molecular function (GO): transmembrane transporter activity
Source: RefSeq, a predicted model, not a curated record